AUGCAGGUGGCUGUUUCGUCAAACGAGUACCCGAAGCCGCUGAAGUCUUCGGCUGUUUUGGACAAAUAUGAUCAGAUUGACGUCACCCCCUCUAUAGGAACAGAAUUUCACACCGCGAAGAUUGUCAAGUGGAUUAAUGCAUCCAAUGUAGAUGAGUUUCUGCUUGAUUUGGCCAUCAAGAGUAGGCCUCACGACCUAACAAACGACCUCCAGAGGCUGCUGAUGCAACGGUUGGGCGAGCUAACUGGAAAACCAAAAACCUCUCGCCUCCAUAUACAUCCCGUCAUGAACUCCGAAGGCGAGUCUAGCGGAGACCCUGAAAUCAAUACCAUCAGCUCCGCCCAGCGCAACAACCCAAAGAGGCAGAACACCGCUCAUUGGAAUAGUGAUACUGCAUUUGAGCCUGUUCCCGCUGAUUACACAUCGCUGAGAGGCUUACCCAGGUCCCCAAGACCGGAGGCGGAGCACACCGUAUGGGCUUCGGGUUACGAAAUCAACGGUCGUCUUAGUGAGCCAUAUCAGAGAUUCCUCGAGACUCUCACGAGCCCGAAUGUACGAGAAAGAGCGUGGCGCCCCAGAGAAUGUCGGUGGCGGACUAAAGGCUAUCACCGUGUUGUGCGCGCUAAUCCCGUAACUGGAUGGAAGAGUAUUUACCCAGUUGGCAGACAUGUUCAACACAUUAACGGCUUAACAGAAGUGGAAUCUAAGCAUAUGAUGAACAGCGUUUUUCAUACUGCCAUCCUUGAUUGUGACGACCAAGGAAACCGUUUCGGGAUCCGAGCAAUUGGUAUAGGUGAGAAGCCGUAUUUUGAUCCAAUCCUGCCAGCACCUCGAAGAGGACUGCUCUUGGACUCGAGCCCGUGGCCGAAAAAGAAGAUCCACUGA
This is a messenger RNA of Lindgomyces ingoldianus, 885 nucleotides long. Its product is annotated as TauD-domain-containing protein. The coding region runs from base 1 to 885 and encodes 294 amino acids. The transcript is spliced from 8 exons. Gene Ontology annotation, molecular function: 2-oxoglutarate-dependent dioxygenase activity. The record is from RefSeq and is a predicted model, not a curated record. NCBI's taxonomy places the organism in Eukaryota, Fungi, Ascomycota, Dothideomycetes, Pleosporales, Lindgomycetaceae. Gene Ontology annotation, cellular component: cytoplasm.